Molecule: messenger RNA, 2964 nt
Organism: Indicator indicator
Lineage: Eukaryota; Metazoa; Chordata; Aves; Piciformes; Indicatoridae
Gene: CAVIN2
Product: caveolae associated protein 2
Exons: 2
Coding region: 38-1228 (396 amino acids)
Cellular component (GO): cytoplasm; caveola
Molecular function (GO): protein kinase C binding
Source: RefSeq, a predicted model, not a curated record
UCCAGCCCACCCCACCCCGUCCCAUCCCGGCACAGCCAUGGGGGAGGCGGCGGGAGGCAGCGCCGUCCCCCCGCUACCGGCUUCAGAGGCGGUCGGGGGACAGGUGAAUGCCUUGACCGUCCUGGCCUUACUGGAAAAACUGGUGUCCAUGUUGGAAGCGGUGGAAGGACAACAGCGGCAGAUGGAGCAGAGGCAGCGGGGGUUGGAAGGGGCCGUGCGGGGUAUUCAGGGAGACCUAGGAAAGUUGUGCCGGAGCCAUGGGGCGACUGGAGAAGCGGUGGAAAAGCUGUUGGAGAAGUCUCGCAAGGUUUGUGCCCACACCCGAGCGGUGCGGGAGCGGCUGGAGAGGCAAUGCGACCAGGUGCGACGGCUGGAGCAGCAUCACGCCCAGCUCCUCCGCAGGGACCGCUUCAAGGUGCUCAUCUUCCAGGAGGAAAAUGAGAUCCCUGCCAGUGUUUUUGCAAAAGAGCCUAUUCCCAGCAUUACAGAAGGAAAAGAGGAGCCUGCAGAUGAGAACAAAACACUGGAAGAAACCUUGCACACAGUGGAGCUGGGCUCAGAUGAUGAAAUGUUUCAUGAGGAAGAUGAUCUGGAUGACAGCACGGAAGAGAAGACAGAAGAAUCACGAGCUGAGAAAAUUAAAAGGUCCAGCCUAAAGAAGGUAGACAGCCUCAAGAAAGCCUUUUCUCGCCAAAACAUUGAGAAGAAGAUGAACAAGAUCAGCACAAAGAUUGUCUCGCCUGAACGGAGAGAAAAGAUCAAGAAAUCUCUUACCGUACAUCAUCAGAAAUCCUCCUCUUCAAAGAGUUCACCUUUCAAAGUAUCUCCCCUCACAUUCAGUGUGAAGAAAGCCCGUGAAGGAGAAAGCCCUGCUGAAGCCGAGGACAAGCCAGCAGAAACUACAAGCAAUGAUCAACCUGAGAAUGAGGAUGAAGUGUCGUUCGCCAGCAUGCACUCAGAUCUGACACCUACCACCACCUCACUGACCGAGGAGGCCAAAGCAGUAGCUGAUUCUCUAGAGAAGGAAGCCAGAAUGGAAGAGAACACUGUGAUGAACAACAACAUUGAGCUGUCCAUUGUUGAAGAUGAUGAAGAGUAUGGGAUGCCUCUAGAAGUUGCUAGCCAGAAACUGUAUGAUGAAAGAAACAAACCAGUCCGUGGAGAAAUGGAACAAUCUGAUGAAGAAAGCACCCAAGCAGCUGUUCUGCAGAUAGACCAAACGGCAUAAUCAGUCCAAGCCUUCCACGUAUGCACAGUUUUAUGUAGGCAAGUAACUGGUUUCUGCUACACAGACACCAGUAGCAAUUCAAAUCCUUCCAUCCUCUGUUCUGCAGUGGUAAUUUAUUGCAUCAUGUUGGAAUGCAGAGUGAUCACAGUCAAUACUGCGUUUUGGGCUGAGUCACUGGUGUUUGUUAAUUUAGUGAUGCUGUCAGCCCCUGUAAGACACUAGCAGGGAAAGGGUAUGUCUGGUAGUAGCAAGCUGAUCUACUGGCUUUCUUAGAGUUAGGUUGGAGGAAUGCAUGGAGAGUAGUCAAAACCCAAGCAUUUCUGUUCUGUCUUCUUCUCUCAGUAUUUCACAGCACUGUGAGUAGUUCUGUAUUUAAGCGUAGAAAUACCAAUGAGAACAUUUGGGUUUGGUUUCCUUGCUCUGUGAAUACUCUACAGCCUCCAUAACUGUGCAUACACAUAGAAACUGAGAAAAAAAACAUAGUACUUAGAAAGCAAAGCUAAAAAGUUGUUUUCAUCCAUAUCAGUAGGGGGAAAGACUUUUACCAGUAGUCUCACUUAGAAGAAAUGACUGUGUUUAGGUGGAAAGGAAAAGAUGGCUUUCGAUCUCCCAGAGUUAUGGAAGUGCAUCAGUGACAAGCAGAACGUGUGAUCAGUUACUGCACCUUUAAGGGAUGGGAAAUUGAAAAAACAAAACAAAAAUAGAAGGGAUUUGAUAAAACCAUGGAGAUAGGCUGAAGGAAGUACAUAAUGCUAUGAAAUGGGGAAAAAAGCCCCAGUAUGAAGUCUUUACUCCCAGCUUCAAAAAUAUGUACACAGAUGACACUAAUUAAUUCUUAGUCUAUAUAGCAAUUAUACUAUCCAACUUUGCACCUGCACCACUUUGUAUCUCAGAGUAUUUUACAAAUAGCAUUAAUUUAUCUUUUUACAAAAUAUUGCAUAUAUAGAGCUCUAUCUACACAGAGGAGUUAGAUAAUGACAGGGAUGUAAGGACAAGGUUCUCAAAAAGGUGAAAUGCUCUCUUGGGCACAUCUAAAGGGAACAACAUGUUCGGGGUUGAACUUCAUGGCAGGGACGAUGAGUUUACAUAAGGAUGGCUCUGGGAAGCCACAGGAUUGGAUUCUCUGUUGGUAACUUUCAUCAAAGCCACCUCCUACCUGCUCUCAAAAUUCCCAGCUUGUAAUGUUUCAAAACAUACUGAAAAGAAGAGGUUACAGGGUAGUUUGUUUGCUAUGGAUGUUCACUCCUGUCACUCAACAAAGGUAAGGGGGAAGGAAGGAAAGGGAAGCACAGUACCCACAACAGUUACCUUACAUCCCUGUUUGUUUAUGCAGUGGGUUUAUCUUUAUUUUUUUAAACACAUAUAUAUAUAUAAAAUUCUACUGAUAAUUAACAUUGCACUAAAAGGUUUCUUCCUUCAACUUGUAUUUAGAAUCACAAAUUACAGGGGAAAUACAACAAAAAUACCAUUAUGAAAUGAUUAACAGGUUAUUACUCCCCAGGGGUGGUGUCUGUCACCAGUACACACUGGAAGUUAGUUGAUAAGAGCUUAAUGUAGGCAAGUAGUAUUAAGAGUUAAGCUCUUAAAUGUAUGGUAUCAUAUAGAAGAGACUGUUUGUAAGACAAACCAUGGCCUAACUUGUGCAGCUAUAUUUUUAUUUUGUAUUAACGACAAUAGAUUUCAAUCAUUUUUACUUGUAACUAACUGCAGAUAUGACAAAUAAAAGCAUAACAUAA